Molecule: messenger RNA, 3046 nt
Organism: Hypanus sabinus (Atlantic stingray)
Lineage: Eukaryota; Metazoa; Chordata; Chondrichthyes; Myliobatiformes; Dasyatidae
Gene: galnt17
Product: polypeptide N-acetylgalactosaminyltransferase 17
Exons: 12
Coding region: 259-2067 (602 amino acids)
Cellular component (GO): Golgi apparatus
Source: RefSeq, a predicted model, not a curated record
UUAGAUCUGAGACCGCCCAGGGGAAGAAGCGUAUUGACACGCAUUCGGGAAUCAAGUCUUCACCCACCCGAGACUGAUGUAGCCCAGAAGACACACAUGCCGUGGAUUUAUUUUCUGGAAACUGAACGAGAGGGUAUUUGAAAGUCGAGAGUGUCUCUGCUGCAGUACAGCCGGUAUCUCGCCAGCCUGCCUGCCAUCGACCUGAUUGAUUUCGCAGCAGUUCCCGGAGUUACUUCUCGUCCGCACUCAGGGGUAUUGAUGGCUUCCCUUCGCAGGGUGAAGGGGCUCCUGGUUCUCAACCUCGUGGCCGUGGUCGGCUUCUUGCUCUUCCUGGCAAGGUGCAGGGUUCCCCUGAAGGGGUGGGAGUCGGUGCAGGCAGCGCAGAGCCGAGCCGAGUCCAGCAACCUGACACACCGAGGCGCGGCUCCUGUCCAGCAGGCAGUGCUGAAGAGAUUGUCUCUCUUGGAGGACAUCGUCUACCGUCAACUAAAUGGAUUGUCAAAGUCCCUUGGGCUCAUUGAAGGAUUUGGCGGCCGAGGUCAGGGCGGAUUGCCUGCUACACUUACAAGUGAAGAGGAAAGAGAAGCCGCAGGGGCAUAUGAGAAAUAUGGAUACAAUACUUACCUGAGUAACAAGAUUUCACUGGAUCGAUCCAUUCCAGACUAUCGACCGAGUAGGUGCAAAGAAUUAAGCUACCCCAAGAAUCUUCCACAGAUUUCCCUUAUCUUCAUCUUUGUGAAUGAAGCUCUGUCAGUCAUCCUCCGCUCUGUGCACAGUGCAGUGAAUCACACUCCAGCUCAUCUAUUAAAAGAAAUUAUCCUUGUAGAUGACAACAGUGAUGAUGAAGAACUCAAGGCUCCACUAGAAGAGUAUGUACACAAGAGAUACCCUGGUCUGGUGAAGGUGGUGCGGAAUCAAAAACGGGAAGGCUUGAUCCGAGCUCGAGUCCAGGGAUGGAGAGCUGCAACGGCACAAGUCACAGGUUUCUUUGAUGCCCAUGUGGAGUUUAGUGCUGGCUGGGUCGAACCAAUCCUGGCAAGAAUUAAAGAAGACAGAAAGCGAAUAAUUCUUCCUUCCAUCGACAACAUCAAGCACAAAACUCUUGAAGUGCAACGCUAUGAGAAUAGUGCCCAUGGUUACAGCUGGGAGCUCUGGUGCAUGUACAUUAAUCCUCUCAAAGAAUGGUGGGAUAGAGCAGACCCUACAUUGCCAAUCAGAACUCCUGCUAUGAUUGGAUGCUCAUUUGUGGUGAAUAGAUUGUUUUUUGGUGAAAUCGGGUUGCUGGAUCCUGGGAUGGAUGUCUAUGGCGGAGAAAACAUUGAACUGGGGAUAAAGGUCUGGCUGUGCGGUGGAAGUAUGGAGGUCCUCCCUUGCUCAAGAGUGGCUCACAUAGAACGGAUGAAAAAGCCAUAUAAUAGUGACAUUGGAUUCUACACCAAGAGAAAUUCACUUCGUGUUGCUGAAGUAUGGAUGGAUGACUACAAAUCUCAUGUUUAUAUGGCAUGGAAUAUCCCCAUGGAUAAUCCAGGGAUUGACAUUGGUGAUAUCUCUGAAAGAGUUGCUUUGAGAAAACAUUUGAAAUGUAAGAAUUUCCAGUGGUACCUGGACAAUGUGUACCCGGAGAUGAGGAGGUACAAUAGCACAGUGGCAUAUGGAGAGGUUCGUAACAACAAAGCAAAAGAUUUUUGCCUGGAUCAGGGUCCACCUGAGAAUCACACAGCCAUUCUGUAUCCAUGUCAUGGGAUGUCCCCUCAGCUGGUCAGGUAUACAAAAGAAAGACAAAUAUAUCUCGGAUCCCUGGGAUCUAUUAUGCAGCUGCCUGAAACACAAUGCCUGGUGGAUAAUAAGAAAAGUCAGCAUCCUCAGCUUCUGGAUUGUGAAAAAGUGAAAAAUGUUUACCAGAAGUCUUGGCGUUUUGUCCAGAAUGGAUCCAUCCUUAAUCUGGAAACUGGUCGCUGCUUGGAGGUGGAAAAUAACAAAAGAGCUGAAUUUGGGAUUGAGCUGGUUUUGCAACAAUGCACAGGACAAAAGUGGACAAUUAAAAAUGUCUUGAAGCAAGCAACCUAAUCCUGAGCUAGCACAAUCCAAAGGAAACUGGAUUUCUUAGUAGCAGAAUAAACUAAAAAAACACAGAGCAAUAUUACAAUAGGCUUGGACAUAACACCAACCAUCAAUAUAUUUGAGUGACUAACACACACUCAAAUUGGAUUAUUUCUUAAGGACAGCCUUUUAUUUUAUUUUUAUUUUCAGAUUUUAAAAUAAAAUCUAAUUUUGUUUGAAUGUUAUAUAUCAUCAAAUGAGAAAAAUGUUUGGAAAUAUCUAUUCAAUAAAUUAAUAGAUUAUCUGUGUUUAAAAUUGAUUGGUACACACUGUAAAGUACUUUGUUCAAGGCUAACUAUUGAUAAAUGAAAUAAGUAUCACUAUUACCUCGUGACAACCAUUAUCAUUUGGGAUUUCAUGUUGUCACCCAACCUUUAACGGUUGGUCUGAACUUGAUCAUUGAGAUUCCAAUGUGCAUGAAUCUAUUAUGUGGUAAACUGCUUUCACAUUUGACACUACUUAUUCAAAUACUGGUACUGAUGUACUGUACAUUGACUAGAAAUGCCAUAAACUAUAUUGAAUAGAAAUGCUACAAUGAUGGAGCACAGGUUGGUUUUGGAAUUGGAAUUACGAUAUUUUGUUGAGUCAGACUUUGAUCUAGUUUUGCUAAAUUGGCUUUCAACGUGAUCACCAAUGUUAUCUUGUUAAAUUCACAUUAUUUCAUGAUGGAAAGCUCCAGUUUUGGAUGUUGUGGACCUCAUAAUUAGAGUUGCCUUGCAAAGGAAAAGAAAAGAAAUGGAAGACAGAAUCAGCUUGAAUUACGUGGAGCCUUGAUUGACAUUGAUUGAGAGGGAGUGAACAUGCUAUCCGGCAGCACUGACUGUCAGCAGCAGACUGACACAGGUAUCGAUUUCCAACUAGCAUUGUCAAGAAUUUGCUUGUAUCAAUAUCGUCUGUAUGUUGUUGUAAAAGUGAAAUAAAGUUGUGGCCAAGAAACUAAAAUACA